GGCUCGAGAAGUUUGCACGGCGGCUCCAGAGCGCCGGGUGCGGGCCCCGCCGGCCGUGCGCGCCCGCUGCCAUGGCUUUCCGCCGGAGGACGAAAAGUUACCCGCUCUUCAGUCAGGAGUUCGUUAUCCACAACCAUGCGGACAUCGGCUUCUGCCUGGUGCUCUGCGUCCUCAUCGGGCUUAUGUUCGAGGUCACUGCCAAGACUGCCUUCCUAUUUAUCUUACCUCAGUACAAUGUUAGCAUGCCUACGGCAGACGGCGAGACGGUGCACUACCACUACGGCCCGAAAGACCUGGUCACUGUCUUGUUCUACAUCUUCAUCGCCAUCAUCCUGCACGCCGUGGUGCAGGAGUACAUACUAGACAAAAUCAGCAAACGGCUUCAUCUCUCCAAAGUCAAGCACAGCAAAUUCAACGAGUCUGGGCAGUUGGUGGUCUUUCAUCUCAGCUCGGUGAUCUGGUGCUUCUACGUGGUGGUGACGGAAGGAUACUUAACAAACCCAAGGAGCCUCUGGGAAGACUACCCACAUGUGUACCUCCCGUGACAUCGUUCUGCACCCCUCCUCCCUGCUCUGCAGCUCCCCCUGCACCUUCUUCCCCUGCUCCUGCAUCUCAGGCUAAGGGAGUCAGCACAUGUACCGUUUGUGUGUCUUUUUUUGCAGGAGGAGAUCCCGCGGCAGCUCCAGUACAUCUGUCUGUACCUGAUCCACAUCGCAGGCGCGUACCUCUUAAACCUGAGCCGCCUUGGCCUCAUCCUGCUCCUGCUGCAGUACUCUACGGAGUUCCUCUUCCACACGGCCCGGCUCUGCCACUUCGCGGAUGAGAACAAUGAGAAGCUGUUCAACGCCUGGGCAGCCGUAUUUGGAGUCACCCGCCUCUUCAUCCUCACCUUGGCUGUGCUGGCCAUCGGCUUCGGCCUCGCUCGCGUGGAAAACCAGGCCUUUGACCCCGAGAAGGGGAACUUCAACACGUUACUCUGCAGGCUGUGCGUGCUGCUGCUGGUGUGUGCUGCCCAGGCCUGGCUCAUGUGGCGCUUCAUCCACUCGCAGCUGCGGCACUGGCGCGAGUACUGGAGCGAGCAGAACGCCAAGCGCAGGGUGCCCGCUGCCCCCAGGCUGGCAGCCAGGCUCAUCAAGAGGGAGUCGGGAACACUAAGCUCCCCGCUGACCCAUGGUGCCCCAGCGAGGGUCACCUAG
This is a messenger RNA of Odocoileus virginianus texanus, 1196 nucleotides long. The record is from RefSeq and is a predicted model, not a curated record. Lineage: Eukaryota; Metazoa; Chordata; Mammalia; Artiodactyla; Cervidae.